This is a messenger RNA of Monoraphidium neglectum, 468 nucleotides long. RefSeq lists its product as hypothetical. The transcript is spliced from 3 exons. The record is from RefSeq and is a predicted model, not a curated record. NCBI's taxonomy places the organism in Eukaryota, Viridiplantae, Chlorophyta, Chlorophyceae, Sphaeropleales, Selenastraceae. The coding region runs from base 1 to 468 and encodes 155 amino acids.
AUGGCGUUGGCCCUGAGCCACCCCGCUGUUCUGUCCCUCAGCGCCCCCCAGCUGGCAGCCUACAUAGCGGCCCUGGUGUGCUGCGAGGUCAUACGCAGGCCCAUGAGCGUGUGGACGCCCUACCAGGUGUCCCCUGAGGUGCUGACGGCCAUAGAGGAGCUGGAGCCGGCCCGGGAGGCCCUCUUUGAGGCGCAGACCGCCGCGGGCAUGAUCCGCUGGAAUGAGUCGCUGCUGGUGGACCUGCGCUUUGCAGGCAUCGUGGAGGCGUGGGCGUCUGGCGCCAGCUGGGCGGACGUGAUGGGCGGCGUUGACCUGGACGACGGCGACAUGGCCCGCCUGCUGGCGCGCACCGUGGACGUCCUGCGGCAGGCCAUCUUCCUGGAGCACCUGCUGCCCUACAUCGUGCCGCCCGCGCGCGAGGCCGUGCGCGCAAUGGACCGGCCGCCCAUCAGCGACCUCACGCUGUGA